This is a messenger RNA of Emericellopsis cladophorae, 3054 nucleotides long. RefSeq lists its product as uncharacterized. NCBI's taxonomy places the organism in Eukaryota, Fungi, Ascomycota, Sordariomycetes, Hypocreales, Bionectriaceae. The transcript has 3 exons. Bases 1 to 3054 code for a protein of 1017 amino acids. The record is from RefSeq and is a predicted model, not a curated record.
AUGGAAAACCGAAGGCGACCGUCGUUGGACGAGACGGCUUCGGCGCUCCGUCGUUUGACCCAUACGCCACGCCUCGCUCUACGAAGACCUUCCUCGACUUCAGAAUCAAGUCUCAGCUCUAGUUCCAGCUCAAUCUUAUCACUCAGGUCUCACGAUCACCGCGAGGACCAUAGUUGCGUAAUUCGAGAGACUCGGCAUGACGACUGCACUCUGAAUCGGUUCCUCGUGUGGGCGGCGUUCAAGCGGAAUGCCUCGCCAAACAUGACCGCUCAGGAUCGACUGCAAUGUCCACUUUCCCGCUGUCGGAAACGCUUCGCUUCCCACGAGGACAUGUUACGGCAUCUCUACUUGUGUGACAAGCUCUCUUCCGGCGAGUACUGGUGCUACGACCACGAGCGGGUCGAGCAUUUCCAACACGCCGGAAGUGCCAGGUGCAAGAGAUGCCCAGUCAGCAAGAGAAAGAGGAUUAUGGGCUUGGCUAAAGUCUUCUUCAGCUCGCUGGGGAGCCGCAGGCCAGGUGCUGGUCUUAAGGACUACGAUCUUGAAAGCUGCUGUGACAGCGAAGCGAGCCCUCCUACUAUCAGUGAUGACUUGUUCGAGGCUGAGCCAGAAGAUGAUAUCGGCGUCGAUGAUGCGUGGGGUGCUUCGUUUCGCCACAAAGUCGAGCUCCAAGCAAACGAAAUCCACGAAAUCGAUUCGAACGAGGUCAUGCUGCCGACAAUACUGGAGGAUGUGGAGGACGACAUAACGCAGACAGCAAAAACGACGAAGCAUGUGUCACACCCCACAUCCUUGCCCGAAAUGUACCAGCCCGAGACAGUCCACCUCGCCGAGCUAGAGUCCCGAAAUUCGGAAUGGGCAUGCCAGCAGGAGACUAUCCCUCCGAUGGACUUCAAUCCAAUCUACUCAAAUGCAAGAACAGGCCCUGAAAGACCUCUGCUGGAGAUUCAGACAAACAACCUAGCGCAGUAUAGACGAGAGGCCAAACGCCGUAGCACAAUGCUCGCACCCAGCUCAUCCGUUCGCUCGACAGCAUCAACAGCCAGCACGAACAGCACGUGCAGUACGUCCAGCCAGUGUAUAUCACCAAUGUCGAACUGGUCCCACGGCUGGGCUCACCAGCAAGAUUCCACAAUGACGACCCCUGCUGACGAGUGCAAUCCAAACCCCUUCACAUUGAUGGGCCUGUCCACACAAGUCGACCCCCAGUGCACACGAGCGCCGGAGCCCACAUUCUUCCCCCAGGACCAGCUGUUCAAUGGAAUGGCAAACACCUUUCUGACCGAACUACCUGCGGACGUGCCCAUGGUUGCAGCAGACAUACCCGUGGUCGACGUGACUCCACCAGAUAACAGCGCCAUGCCACUUUGUACGUUUCAACCAGACUUGCAGUUUGACGCUCCAGACCCAACCACCUUCGUUGUGCCCCCGAGCGAGCAGGUGUUACAGCUGUGUCCCAACGACCCGCCAGCAACUCUUCAAGAUACCCAGCAAACAUUGGGACCUCAAGCUGAGACCACUCGGAAAUCCGGUCUAUCACCGAGGACUCCAGACCGUGUUGGAGCAACAUCCAUAAUCAAAGAUCUAUGGGAGGCGUUGCAGCUUCAUGUAGAAAACACCAAGAAACGCCUUGUGGUCCUGCAGGAUAACCAUUUGGUGAAUCACCUGUUCAGCAUGUCCGCUACAGAUGUUGCUAGCUGCGGCCUACAGACGUUACACAAUGGUCUAGGGCAUUCAAACGAACAGUCCGCCAUCGACCUUCUAUGCUUUACACACCUCAUCUACUCCAUGUCUCUCCUUGUGCACAAGGAAGACGCGCAGGCAAGAGGCGACAGGCUCUUCCAUCAGGUGGUUUCGUACGCAUCAAAGUUUUCGAAAGAGGACAGGCAGGCCUAUUUCCCGAUUGUCGACAUUCUUUGGAAGCCAAAUGGAAUGAGCGAAGAUGACGUUGUCGGCUUGAUGCGGAAAACAUCCUCAGCAUCGCGUAGGAAAGGCAAGCAGAAGGAGCAGAAUCCCACGGAGCCUCAAUUGGAUAUCCUUGUUACCCUCGCGCAGACUUUUCUAGAUGAGAUCGAGUAUGCGGCGGUGCAGGAACUUGACAAGCCGCAGCUUCGGGCUUCAGACCUUUGCAGACAGCAUACCAGCAGUGGAAUCUUGACCUUUGGCCCAGAACUAUCGUUGGGCAUUCCCCUAGAUUACAUGGUCAAUAAGCUUGUUGUUGCUUAUGGGGACGUGCCACCUUUCCUGGCCAAAAUGCACGAACUGCGCCGCGGGGUCAUGUCAGGGAAUAGCAUAACCGCGAGGAGGCUGGAGCUUGAACUUAUACACGUCGGGCGAACAUGCCUGCCCCCCGAGUUGUUUCUGGACCGCUACAUCGCUACCGUCCGAGAUUGCAUCGACUACCUCUGUGCUCUGCUGUGUCCUGAUACACAUUCGAGAACCACGUAUCAGCACUGCGGCAUUCGUCUGGUUGACACAAUGAUCCGAGGAUCACUACCACUUGAGCAACCCUCGACUGAUCCAGCUGCUCAGAUAGCCGAUGCCGACUUUAGUGAUCACCUUGCGACAAUCACAAACAUCCAAGAUUGCCAACUGAGUGGGAAGCCAAGCAAUACGAAUGCUCCACAUUUAGCCCCCGGGAACAACACUGGUAUUGCAAGCACUCCCUUCGACAACACAUGGACAGAUGUUUCGGCUUCUGCUACACCUGUAGAUUCCGGGCCCGAGCUUUCGACUGCUGCCACGUCUCCGCCUUCACAGCAGCCCACACCGGCCACCGGCAGCAAGUCAGAGUCCAACAGCAUCUGCGAAGAGUGUGGAUAUCGGCCGGAAGGGAACCCAAAGUGGUUCCAGGGCAGCAUGGCCAAACACAAAAAGUUGAUGCACGGGAAGAGUGAGCCUGUUGUGUACCAGUGCCCCUUUCCAGGCUGCACGAGCCGGUAUACCAACCGCCCAGACAACUUGCGGCAGCACCAAAUCAAGAAGCAGCACUUUGUCGGUGGCGAGGGCGACAUACAGAGACGUCCGAGCAAGAGGAAGAAGAUGGAUUCCUGA